Molecule: messenger RNA, 1074 nt
Organism: Medicago truncatula (barrel medic)
Lineage: Eukaryota; Viridiplantae; Streptophyta; Magnoliopsida; Fabales; Fabaceae
Product: LOB domain-containing protein 13
Exons: 3
Coding region: 151-855 (234 amino acids)
Source: RefSeq, a predicted model, not a curated record
UCAUUGACCUACUUUUCCUUAACCUUACCUUAUAAGCACUUCUUCCACAACUUUUAUGUUUUCAGACCUUCUUUUGUGUCUGCAUCUAUUUCUGAAUCAAAGUUUUCUCUCUUCUCAACCUUCUCUUAGAUCAAGAAACAAUCAACAAGCAUGUUUGGAUGUCCAGAGACAGUGGCAGAAAGAUUAGAUGAAAUAGCAAAAAUAAACUCAGAGGGAGAAACUUCUUCUCAAAUGGGAAGGAAGCAUCUUUAUGGUCCAACUUCUGGGACAACCUUAAACACAGUAACCCCUUGUGCUGCAUGUAAGCUAUUGAGAAGAAGAUGUGCUGAGGAAUGCCCUUUCUCUCCUUAUUUUUCACCACAUGAGCCUCAAAAAUUUGCAGCUGUUCAUAAAGUCUUUGGUGCUAGCAAUGUCUCUAAAUUGCUAUUGGAGGUACCUGAAGGACAAAGAGCAGAUGCAGCAAAUAGUAUGGUUUAUGAAGCUAAUUUAAGGUUAAGAGAUCCUGUUUAUGGAUGCAUGGGUGCAAUAUCAUCAUUACAACAACAAGUCCAAUCUUUACAAGCAGAGUUGCAUGCAGUAAGAACUGAGCUACUAAAAUACAAAUAUAGAGAAGCAGCUAGUUUCAUUUCUUCUCAAGUAUCAAUGCCUACAAGUGCAAACUCUCAACCUCUUCCUCUUCCUACGACUUUAGCUCCUCCGUCUCCAGCUCCUCCUCCGCCACAAAAAGUAUUGGCUUCUCAAUCUAUUAUCCUUUCGUCGUUGUCUUCGUCUUCAACUUCAUCUGUUUACACUCCACCUAAAACAACAAUGAGUCAUGGAUCUAUUUCUAGUGAAAAUAUUCCAUAUUUUGUUUAGGUCUAUUUGGUUGCUAUUUAUUUUCUAGGAAUAAUCAUGCUUAAUUUAUUAUAUGAGUAGAUGUAUAACUUGACCCUUUUUGGUCAUCUUUUUCUUUCUUCUUUUGUUUUGUUGAGAGGUUAUGGGGAAAGGGAAGAAAUUAGUACCACUACAUUCAUAUUUGGUUUUAGUUGUAUAUUUUCUACUACUUCUAUUCUAUACCAUUUCUAUUUUACAUAA